ACUGUGACAAGUUUGAAGUCAAGGACGCGUGAGAGCCUGGUCGCUUUUCAUCGUUUUCUUUAAUGGUAAUUCGUCUCUGAUCAUCAGUUUUCUGUUAGCAACAUUUAUAAAUCACAAGGACAUGAUUCGGCUCAGUAGAAUAACGAAAAUGUUUUCAGAAACAGUCUUCAUUCAGAAGACAAGUUCUGUUCCUUCGAUAACAAGAAAACUUUCUACUAACAUUUGCCUGUCAGCUCCUUCUGAUUGUGCCCUUCCUGAGCCUCCGUUGCCACCUAACAAAGUCAUUUUGAAUACUUUGGGUGAACCAACCUUUUCCUCUCUGGGUUUGAAUAGCUAUUGGCCUUCGGGUUGGUAUCAAUGCUUGUUGGAAACUAUACAUGUGCACCUAGAUUUACCAUGGUGGGGCGCUAUUGCGGCUUCAACUGUUGUAAUUCGUUUAUGUGUGUUUCCUGUCAUGGUGCGUCAACGACGUCAGUUGGCUAAAUAUACAAAUGUGAUGCCUCAAGUCGCUAUCCUACAGGAAAGUUUGACACGUGCUAGACUCUCUGGAAACUAUAUUGAAAUGAUGCGUACUUCUGAGAAGAUGAACCAGCUCAUGAAGAACAAUAAUUUGAAUCCACUAAGUGCCUUUAAAUAUGUGCUUCUUCAAGCCCCAAUUUCUCUUUCCGUUUUCACAGGAAUUCGAGGUUUGGUGAAUCUCCCAGUAACUAGCUUGCAGACUGGUGGUACUGCUUGGUUUACUGACUUAACAGCAUCCGAUCCCUAUUGCAUCUUACCAUUUCUCUCCAUGAGUUUACUCAUGCUGACAUUUGAGACUGGCGCUGAACUACGUUCGAGUCAGGCACAACCUGCUAUGCGUGUUCUUUCAAAAGGGUUACCGGUUGUUGGUUUCUUUUUCGUAAUGAACAUGCCAUCGGCUUUGGUAUGGUAUUGGACUGUUAGCAACAUAGUUUCCCUUCUACAAUCAAUAAUUCUACGCCAACCGUUAAUUCGUUCUUAUUUAAACCUCCCAUCUGUUAAAAAACCUCCUUCAGUGAUCGAAAAGAAGCGUGGUUUUAUCGCAGGAUUCAAAGAAACGUUAACUAAUUCACGCUUGUUAGCGGAGUUGGAUUCAAGAGAACGAAUAGAUGCGAAAGCUUGGCAGAAAUCUGGUCAUAAGGCUCCUCCUGUUACAUUUAUUUCUGACCCGACCAAGCUUACAUCAAACCACGAAAAAAAAUUUUCUUCUGACAAAACAACUGAUAACGGAUCACGAGUGCAGUUAAAAAUGAAACAAAGCCUCGGCAGUCGGUAAUAUUUCCAAGCUUACAAAAACAGUUUAUGUGUUUUCUUCUUUAUGACAAAAAAUAUUUCCUGGAUUUGUAUGGUCAUUUCAAAAGAAAAUAAUAGAUGAUUUUACAUUGACGGAUUCUACUUUUAAAUGUUAAGUUUACGUCGGUGUUAUUCGCAUAAAACUUCCGAAAAACUACCACAUGCCUGUGGAUUACCAUGUUCGUACUUUCAUGUUAUAAUAAAAAAA
Messenger RNA from Schistosoma intercalatum, 1519 nucleotides. Lineage: Eukaryota; Metazoa; Platyhelminthes; Trematoda; Strigeidida; Schistosomatidae. The record is from the annotation of a GenBank genome assembly.